CCCUAGGGAGAGAGACCACCCCGCCCCUCCCCGCCGAUGGGGAGAUUCCGCGGCCUGCUGCUGGUGGCGGGCCUGCUCUCGGCGCUGCUCCCGGCGGUCGUCGCCGCCGUCGGGCCGCAGCCGGGGGCGCCGUGCGAGCCCACGCUGCUCGCGGCGCAGGUGGCCCUCUUCUGCGCGCCCGGCAUGGCGACCGCGCAGUGCUGCGACCCCGUCGUCUUCGCCGUCGACCUCGGGGGAGGCGACCCCUGCCUCUGCCGCGUCGCCGCGGAGCCGCAGCUCGCCAUGGCGGGCCUCGACGCCGACCAUCUCCUCGCGCUCUACAGAUCCUGCGGCGGCCUCCUUCCCGGCGUCGCCCACCUCUCCUCCGCCGCCUGCGAAGGACCCGCUCCCCCGGCCGCCGUCGUCAGCAGCCCCCCACCCCCGCCACCGUCGCCCGCACCUCGCCGCAACCAGGCAGCGCACGACGCACCGCUGCCGCCGCCGCCGUCGAGCGAAAAGCCGUCGUUCCCGCCGCCCCAGCAGCAUGACGGCGCGACCUCCCACACCAUGGCGGUCCCCAUCCAGGCGGCGGCUACCUCCCCGCUGGCGGGGCCGGUGUCUGCAACUCAACGCAAGCAGCCAGCGGGUACCUCUCUUCUGCACUAUAUCAAUAUCGAACUGUGUGCUGGUCAGUGAGUGGUCUUUUGUACUAACGCCCAGUAAUUUUGCGAGUUAUUGGGUAGCAUUUUGUGUCCUUGGCUAGAGGAUCAACUGUACUAGCUAGAACCAUGUUCAUUCGUUGUUUUAAUCCUUGGCUAGAUGAUGCAGCUGAUGUCUU
Messenger RNA from Aegilops tauschii subsp. strangulata, 817 nucleotides. RefSeq lists its product as uncharacterized. The record is from RefSeq and is a predicted model, not a curated record. NCBI's taxonomy places the organism in Eukaryota, Viridiplantae, Streptophyta, Magnoliopsida, Poales, Poaceae.